ACUAAAUAAACUAAAAAUAUAUUAAGUUACUAAUUAUAGUACUUUUUUAUGAAAAAUUAGUUUUCAAAUAAAUUUGUAUUUCCAUCUGAUUAAAUGAAAUAUCAGUCAAACAGUGCUCAGCAACCCUAAAGACAGUACCAGCUAAUAUAAGAAGUGCAUUUUACAUUCUCUGUUGUUCUAAAUUAUUUAAUAAGCAUAGAAAUAUUUAUUAUAAUUUACAAUGAGCACAUCAGCUUUUUAUAACGCUGCAGAGGAAGUAAUAGAAAGAGAAGUUGAAUUGGAAAAGGACGAAAUCACACCUCCCUUUGAGCAGGUUUGGAAUGGCACCCUACUAAAGAUUUGCUGGGGAUGGAUUCGACAAAAUGGAUACAAACGAGUUUGUCUGCAAUUCCCUGAUCAUUACCUACCACAUAGCGACGAAAUAAGUGAUAGUCUUAAAGCUUUGUUCACUCCCAAUAGUGGGUCGGCGGAUAUAAAGCUUUUUAUAUUAGCCGAUACCUCCUAUGGUAGUUGUUGCGUGGAUGAGAUUGCCGCAGGACAUGUGGAAGCGGAUAGCUUGAUACAUUUCGGUAACGCUUGUCGUAGUAGAGUGUCUCGUCUUCCGGUGUUGUAUAUGUAUCCUCAGUAUCCUUUUAAUUUGAAAAAUUUUAUGGAUAAGUUGCCUACAAUAGCUGAAACUAUCAAUGGAAAAGUCGUAUAUAUAUACCUUGAUAUCGGUUAUCAUCACUUGUUAGACAAACGUGUUGACGAAGCGGAUGAAGACUCGUUAUGCUAUAAAUUAAAGGAAAUACUGCCAUGCAAGGAAUUAUUCGUUGAGGCAUAUCCUCCAGCAGAAGAUGCAGUAGAGCAGAAACAUCCAAGUGAUCCAAUCUGUCUUUUCGUGGGUUCUGAAAAUGCGAGAUUUUCCAACAUAUCGAUCACAACACAAGCUUCGCAAUGGUUUAUCUAUGAACCCAAUAAUAAUAGUUUGCUCGAAAAAAAUCCGUUAACUGCCCAAUACAUCCGUCGACGAUAUCAUUAUAUAGAAAAAUGUAAAGACGCUCAAACGCUGGGACUAAUUGUGGCCACACUCACAGCAGAAGGGUAUUUGAAAAUUGUUUCACGCUUACAAGAAAUGGCUAAAGCUCGUGGCAUAAAGACGCAGAUUAUCUCAGUGGGACGAAUUAAUCCCGCUAAAUUGGCAAAUUUUUUGGAAAUCGAUUGUUUCGUACUGAUUGGAUGCCCUUUCAAUAAUAUGUAUAAUUCCAAAGAGUACUACAAACCCAUUGUUUCAGUGUUCGAAGCGGAAAUGGCACUCAAUCCAGCAUGGCAUAUGAAAUAUCCCGAAGCAUAUGUAACCGAUUUCAAAAAAUUGCUACCAGAGGGUGAAAAAUUUUUGGCAUUUAAUCCUGCAGAUCAACAGGAACAAGACGUCAGUCUAAUAAGUGGUCGUGUUCGCGGCAAUAACACUGAGAAUGCUACGGAGGAGGGAGCAGCAGCGCUAAGUGAACAACAACAGGCUCUUACGGGAAAGGGAAAGAUGGAAGUGAUGACCAGUAACACUGGUCUCACAUUUGAAGACCGCACUUGGAAAGGGCUUGAUCCAGCACUGGGAAACACAGAGCCGGCCAAGAUAGAGAAAGGACUCAGUGGUAUUCCAACCAAUUAUACACAUGACUAGUUCCAUUAUUUUUAAAUACAUGUAUAUUUACGAUUAAUUUUAGUUUUCUAAACAAUUUUUUUCCUCCGGGAAUUUUUAUCAGAAUAAAGGGCUGCUCAAUGACAUCA
This is a messenger RNA of Zeugodacus cucurbitae (melon fly), 1767 nucleotides long. It is a transcript of the gene Dph2, whose product is annotated as 2-(3-amino-3-carboxypropyl)histidine synthase subunit 2. NCBI's taxonomy places the organism in Eukaryota, Metazoa, Arthropoda, Insecta, Diptera, Tephritidae. The coding region runs from base 221 to 1660 and encodes 479 amino acids. Gene Ontology annotation, biological process: protein histidyl modification to diphthamide. The transcript has 5 exons. The record is from RefSeq and is a predicted model, not a curated record. Gene Ontology annotation, molecular function: 2-(3-amino-3-carboxypropyl)histidine synthase activity.